Molecule: messenger RNA, 2091 nt
Organism: Coccomyxa subellipsoidea C-169
Lineage: Eukaryota; Viridiplantae; Chlorophyta; Trebouxiophyceae; Coccomyxaceae
Product: ARM repeat-containing protein
Exons: 12
Coding region: 1-2091 (696 amino acids)
Biological process (GO): microtubule cytoskeleton organization
Cellular component (GO): cytoplasmic microtubule
Molecular function (GO): microtubule binding
Source: RefSeq, a predicted model, not a curated record
AUGAGGAGCCCAAACAGCCCCGCUGCACUCUCCAGGUCCAGCGAGGAGAGCACAGACUAUGAGCUUCCAGCUCCUGCUCUUGUCUCAAGAACAAACUCCACUGCAAAUCUCAAUGCAAGGAGAGGAGGCUAUAUGGAUUCGGGGGGCUACACAGCCUCCGGGGAGGUCCCCCAAGCGCCGCCGGUCCAGGUGGCAGGGGAGCGCCAGCUGCGGGCUGAGGUGGACGGCCUGAUCAGGCACCUGAACGCUGACGUGGAAUGGACUCGGCGAAUCGAGGCGCUGCUCCGGCUGGAGGGACUUGUGCGCGGCGGAGCUGCAUCGGUGCCGGGGUUUCUGGAGCUGCUGAAAACUUUGCAGGACCCCAUCGUUGUGCAGCUUCUGGACAGGAGGUCGGCGGUGUCUCGGCAGGCGUGCCAUCUUGUGUCUGUGCUGGCUGAGAACAUGGGCACCCGGCUGGAGCCUCUGGCGAUGGCCUUUCUGCCUGCGCUGUUCAAGGUCGUCGUUAUCACUGUCCAGAUAAUGGCGGAGUCAGCGGACGCGUGCGUGCGGGCGCUGCUGCGGCACUGCCAGUCCCCCCGGCUGCUGCCGCGGCUGUGCUCCACGCUGUGCAAGGACCGCAGCGCCAAGCUGCGCCAGAGCGCGGCCGAGUACCUCAUCCAGGACUGCUUAGUGAGCUUCCAGAGCGCGGCUGAGUACCUCAUCCAGGUGCUUGAGGAGUGGGAUAGUGCCGCGCUCGACAAGGCGGCGGGCGCAAUCGAGGAGGCGGUGCUAGCGGCUGCGCAGGACGCCGUCGCAGACACGCGCACGGCCGGCCGCGCCGCGUUUGCCGCCUACUGCCGCGCCCGGCCGGAGCGGCUGCACCCGCUGCUGGCGCGGCAGGGCCCCGGCCUGCAGCAGAAGCUGCGCGACGCCCUCGUCGCCUACGUGCCGGGAAGCUCAGGAGCCCCCGGGACGGUUGCGGCUGCGGCCGGCCCCGGCGCCGCCGCGGCACCUGCCGCGAAGCUUCCGGCGCGGCGGCACUCGGCGUUGCCGGUGCCGCCGUCUGGCGCAUUGCGGCGCGCAUCUGUGAAACCGAGCGCGGCGGGCGCGCGCUUCAGCAUAGCUGGCCCGGCGCUGGCCGCUGCAGCGGCCGAGGCUGCCGAGGCCGCUGCGGCCGAGAGAUCGGCUGCGCCACUUCUCCGGCGGCCGCCGGCCAACUCGCGCAAGUCUGUCGGCGGGGCUGCCCUCCGUGUCACGCUGCCAGUGCGUGCACAUGACGGGGACAUGACAGCGCGAAACGACUACGCCCCCUCGCGCAUCCCGGCCGCCUCCUCCGCGCAGGAUUCCUAUGACCGCGCGUCUGAGUACGGCGGCAGUUCUCACGGCCUCUCGAGCCUCUCUAGCGUCUCGGAGGCCUGGGGCGGUGAGCAGCAGCAUUCUGUGCCGCUGAGUCAGCUGCUGCAGGCCUUCAGUGGAGCAGGAAGCGACUGGAAGGCAAAAUCAGAUGCCUUUGCUGCACUGGAGGAGGCAAUGCAGCGGGCGGACAUAGCGCACAGCAUAGUGAAUCACCUGGACCGCUUUGUCACCGUCUUCCUGGAGAGCAUCAGCGAGGCGCACGUGAGAGUGGCGGUGUCUUGCUUGAGGUGUCUGCACGCAGCGCUGGGCGCGUGUGGCGCGCUGCUGGAGCGCCACCUGGACCGCCUGGUCCCCCCGCUCCUCGUGCGCGCCGCGGACGGCAAAGAAGCAAUCCGGCGGGCCGCCGCCGACGCGCUCUCCGUUUUGCCAGGCGUGGUGAGCGCGGAUGUGUUUUUGUCGACGCUGUCUGCGGCCGUGGGCGGAGCGCGCAGCACCAAAGCCCAGAUCGCGGCCAUCGAAACUUUCACGGCAGUUGCUCCGUUGCUGCAAGACAUCGGGCCUCAUGCUCUGAGGGCGUGGGCGUCAUGCAUGGCAGCGGCGGCGCAGGACAAGCACAAGGAGGUACGCCGCGCGGCAGAGGUCGCCCUGUCAGCUAUCCACCGCCACCUGGACGCUGGCACCGUCACCGACGUGCUCUCCUCCGAGCCGGCCGACGCACAGGCCGGCCUCCUGCGCAACCUGCGGGCAAGUCUCUGA